CCUAGAUGGCUGACCACACAGAAGUUAUGCAAGGCAUCAGGAAGGCCUCUGGGGUCAGCUACCCUGUUCUGACGCCCAAUCUCAAGGGAUUUGAAGCAGCGGUGGCAGCCGGAGCCAAGGAAGUGUCAAUCUUCGGAGCAGCUUCGGAACUCUUCACAAGAAAGAACAUCAACUGUUCCAUAGAGGAGAGUCUGCAAAGAUUUAGUGAUGUUCUGCAGGCAUCCAAAGGAGCCAGUAUUCCAGUCCGAGGCUAUGUCUCCUGCGUUCUUGGCUGCCCUUAUGAAGGAAAGAUUUCUCCUGCUAAAGUGGCAGAGGUGUCAAAGAAAAUGUAUGCGAUGGGGUGCUAUGAGAUUUCUCUCGGCGACACCAUUGGUGUGGGGACCCCAGGCAACAUGAAGGAGAUGCUGUCUGCAGUCAUGAAGGAGGUGCCCGUUGAAGCCCUUGCAGUUCACUGCCACGACACUUAUGGACAAGCUCUUGCCAAUACACUAGUAGCACUACAGAUGGGUGUGAAUGUGGUCGAUUCAUCGGUUGCUGGCCUUGGAGGCUGUCCUUAUGCUCAGGGAGCAUCAGGAAAUGUGGCAACGGAAGACAUGGUGUACAUGCUGCACGGCCUUGGGAUUCACACAGGUGUGGAUCUAUCAAAGCUCCUUGAAGCAGGCACUUUCAUCUGCAAGAUGCUGAACCGGAAGACCAGUUCAAAAGUUGCACAGGCCACCUGCAAACUGUGAGGUAGAUCAGUGCCUUUCCUGGACUUGCUGGGAAUCAAAACUCUAUGGCAGUCUGGAAACUGCCAUGCUAGCAUUUGUUCCCCUCACUGUAUUUAAGCACUAUCCAAUGACUCAGAAUUAAAAGACCAGAAAAUGAAACGGCUGGAUUUUACACUAAAAGGAAGAAGACGUUAAAAGAAUGUAGGACGCCAGAGCUCCCUAGCAAACGUGUUGGAUGUGUUUGAAGAUGGAUGUUGCAAUUGUCUUAAGGGGCAAAGGCAUUGUUCUCGCCCUUAUUUUUGAUCUAGGCCUCUUGUGCCUAACCCUAAACCCUGAAAUCUGUUUUGUACCUAGGGCCAUCACACUGCUCAGCAUCACUGCCUCCAAUGUUUUUCCAGUGCUGGGCUUUCUAAAGGUUUUAACUGUCAGGACAAACUUCCCUUUUUAUAAGCUGUUGGGUCAUUAGGAUCCUUUUUAGGGGCAGUGGUCCUGGGGAAUUCUGGGAGUUGAAGUCCACACAACUUAAAAGUGGCCAAAGUUGAGAAACUCAGAUCUACAGGAUUUGCCUCGUCAAACCUUGAAACAGAAAAAUGUAUGCUGGGAUUUCUUUCCAAAUAAAACACAUUUUUACUCUGGA
Messenger RNA from Notechis scutatus (mainland tiger snake), 1347 nucleotides. Lineage: Eukaryota; Metazoa; Chordata; Lepidosauria; Squamata; Elapidae. The record is from RefSeq and is a predicted model, not a curated record.